Messenger RNA from Paraglomus occultum, 579 nucleotides. NCBI's taxonomy places the organism in Eukaryota, Fungi, Glomeromycota, Glomeromycetes, Paraglomerales, Paraglomeraceae. The record is from the annotation of a GenBank genome assembly.
AUGAGUAAACAAAGCGCACAACUCGAGCGGUACGGGGGCGGGGAAACCGCUGACUAUUCAAGUGACUCAGAUGUCUAUAGUGAUAAUAUAUCCGAAAGUGGAUCAGAAAAUUGCAGUGACUAUGGUUCCGACUAUGAGUCAGAUACCGAAACAAGUACUAUUAAGCCUCAAAUAUUCCAACCCCCUAAAGUAGAAGAACAAGUGUCUAAUACGACAUAUUCCACAGAACAAGCGAGUCCCGCAUAUUUUAAAAGGCAAGAAAGAUUUGAUAAUAAAUUUACACAAAAAGACGUGAUGAAUAAAAUCCGUAAAAUCGUUUCUUCACCUGCCAGAGAUAUGUCGAACAAUAAAGGAUCAUUAGAAGAUAUACAUUUAUGGGACUAUCUCUUACCUAAUUAUGGAGCAAAAGAAGGAAUUAGUCUGCUUGAUGCAUAUACACGGAAGGAAUUAGCAGAUAAAUUAGUUAUACAGGUAGAACAGGGUGAAUACAAAAAAUUCUCAGUUGUAGAUGAUAUUUCUGAAGUAUAUGGUUUACCUGGAAUUCACGAAUGUAUUAAUGGCCAAAACCCACUAAGACCA